AUGAAAGCCCGCUCUAAGUCUCCGCCCUGCGGAGACUUCAUUCACCUAAAACUCCCUCAAGACGAAGUGGCGGAGCUGUCUCUGGAAUUUGUGACGGAGACUUGGAGACAACUUGAGAAGUUUUUGGAGGCUGUCUUCGACCGGCGGCCGCUCAAGGGGCGGGUCUUUCUCUCGAGGCGCGUAGAAACCCUGGUGGAAGAUGGCUGGGGCCCCUGCCUCCUUUCUCGACUUUCUUUAUUUCUUUCUGCUGCUCUCACCUCCAAAGUCCAAAAGACAGCAGCAGCAAUUCAAACCCUUUGCCUCAAGCAAGAACAAAUAGACCAGGGGGGCCCCCUAGAGGACCCCCAAGAGCUGCAAGCUGUGGCGAAUGCUGAGCAGAUACUUCAGGAGGCCCUGGACCUUUAUGACUACUACUGCGAAACGACUCACGAGGUGCAGCAGGUGUUCGUGCACCUGAGCCGCUGCGUGCCUGACGGCGUUGCUGCUGCUGCCGCGCAGCAGCAGCAGCAGCAGCAGCAGCAGCAGCAGCAGCAGCAGCAGCAGCAGGGCCUGCAGGGCCUCUGCGACCGCCUUUUGAGCGCAGCUUUCACCAACCACCAACAAACCCUAAACCUCCUUUUAAAUGCCUUUUUAAAACGCUACUUCGACCUCCUCGAGCCAGCUCUUCUCUCUUCAACUCGCCGCUUCUUCCGGGCUGCCAGUGCCCAGCGUUUGAGGGCCCCCGAGGGGCCCUCCGAGUACCCAGGGGGCCCCUCGGGGGCCCCCGGGGGGCCCCCUGGGGGCCCCCCAGGGGGGCCCCCUGGGGAGGCCCCCGGCGUGUCUGCCGGGGGGCCCCCCGCGGGGGCCCCCGGCGAGUCCGCGGGGGGGGCCCCCGGGGGGGCCCCCGGGGGGGCCCCCGGGGGGGCCCCCGGGGGGGCCCCC
Messenger RNA from Eimeria necatrix, 921 nucleotides. RefSeq names its product cullin homog, putative. The annotation marks the transcript as partial. The transcript has 5 exons. The record is from RefSeq and is a predicted model, not a curated record. NCBI's taxonomy places the organism in Eukaryota, Apicomplexa, Conoidasida, Eucoccidiorida, Eimeriidae.